Molecule: messenger RNA, 2128 nt
Organism: Gavialis gangeticus (Gharial)
Lineage: Eukaryota; Metazoa; Chordata; Crocodylia; Gavialidae
Gene: PITX3
Product: paired like homeodomain 3
Exons: 4
Coding region: 311-1189 (292 amino acids)
Biological process (GO): regulation of transcription by RNA polymerase II; anatomical structure morphogenesis
Cellular component (GO): nucleus
Molecular function (GO): DNA-binding transcription factor activity, RNA polymerase II-specific; RNA polymerase II cis-regulatory region sequence-specific DNA binding
Source: RefSeq, a predicted model, not a curated record
GCGUGCGGAGCCGGGGAGCAGCUGGCUGGGGGCGCCGGCUGCCUUCCAUAAAGUGAAUGGCCGCAGUGAAUGGGAGUCAGUCGGCGGGGAUCGGCCUCCUGCUCCCUCUCCAUGUGGCGCAGGCGAGCAGAGAGGCGCAGAGCGGCCGGGGAGCCAGGGGGACUUACUUUGUGACGGGAGCCCAGGAGCCCGGGUGCAGGGGUGGGGGCAGACGUCUCUCCCGCGCCCAGGAUUAAGGCCGCCCGGCAGAGCCGGCGUCAGGACCCGCUAUUCUUCCUCCUCCUACAUCACCAUCCCUCAUUUCUACAAAAUGGAUUUCAACCUGCUGACGGACUCAGAGGCUCGCAGCCCAGCUCUGUCCCUCUCCGAUUCUGGGACACCCCAACAUGAACACAGCUGCAAGGGGCAAGACCACAGUGACACAGAGAAGUCCCAGCAGAACCAGACUGAUGACUCCAACCCUGAGGAUGGCUCCUUGAAGAAGAAACAGCGAAGACAGAGGACUCACUUUACCAGCCAGCAGCUCCAAGAACUGGAAGCCACCUUCCAGCGCAACCGCUACCCAGACAUGAGCACCAGGGAGGAGAUAGCAGUCUGGACCAAUCUGACUGAGGCACGAGUCCGGGUCUGGUUUAAGAACCGCAGAGCCAAAUGGAGGAAACGAGAAAGGAACCAACAGGCAGAACUUUGCAAGAACAGUUUUGGAGCCCAGUUCAAUGGACUGAUGCAGCCUUAUGAUGACAUGUAUUCUAGCUACUCAUAUAACAACUGGGCUACCAAGGGCCUUGCCACCAGUCCCUUGUCAGCCAAGAGCUUCCCCUUCUUCAACUCCAUGAAUGUCAGCCCCCUUUCCUCCCAGCCCAUGUUUUCCCCACCCAGUUCCAUUGCCUCCAUGACCAUGCCUUCCUCCAUGGUCCCCUCAGCAGUGACUGGAGUACCUGGCUCCAGCCUCAACAAUUUGGGAAACAUCAACAACCUCAACAGCCCAAGCCUCAACUCUGCUGUUUCAUCCAGUGCCUGUCCUUAUGCCUCUACUGCCAGCCCCUACAUGUACAGGGACACAUGCAACUCCAGCCUGGCCAGCUUGAGGCUGAAGGCCAAGCAGCAUGCUAACUUCACUUACCCAGCAGUGCAGACGGCAGCUUCCAACUUGAGCCCUUGCCAAUAUGCUGUGGACAGGCCUGUAUGAAGGACUGCCCUCUCUGCCCAUCGGGGACUUGACCUAAGCCUGACAAAAGGAGACCUUUUGCCCUAAAAAAUGGGGUAUGUCAUGCAGGAGAGAGACAGGCAGACAGACCUCUAUGAAGACUUGUCUAACUAUCGUAUGGUGAAUUUUGACCGUCUUUCCCCCCCCGGUAAAACAACCAAAACUGUCCAUUGGAAACCCAGUUGGAAACAUAGAAACCUAUGACAUGCAGUUUUCCUAACUCCUGGGCAGCAGGACUGAGCACAUUUCAAUCUAACCCCCAAGAUCUAACAGUUCUUCACUCCCUGCCCUUGGAUCAAAAAUUCCUGUUUAAAGCAUAGGCAACCAGAUGGUACAGCUCCAGGAGGCAGCCGGGGACUGAGGCAAAAUAGCACAGCCACUCAGUGCUUGGUUGACCACACAAAUGUGUGAGAGCUGUCUGAUGUCAUAUAAAGGCAUCUUUCCCACUUAUUUAUCAUGUGGCCAAUCCUGAACCUGGCAAGGAAGGCCCUGGCUCAGUCAGCAUACAUUUUUAUACUGCAGAUAUAUGCAUGGCCAUUACAACUUGAAGCCCUUAGGGACUGGGAGUUGUAGGGAAUGUAGACUGUGUGUGUGUUUAUAUUUUAUAUAUACACACACACACACAAAUAUAUAUAUAUAUAAAAUAUACUUUUUUUGUUUUAUACAUGGAACAAUCUCUGAAGUAGACCUUAAGGAUGAAAACCCAAGCAUGUCCACCAAAGCAGAGCGUUCUGCCUGCCAUGCUUUAGCGCAUAAGUGCAUAAGUCAUUUCCAGUCUGAUAGGAAUUCCUUUGCCAAUGUACACCCAAAGAAUUCCCUCUUCCCUCCCCCCCCACCCUUCUGCAACAAACCAACCCCCCUCUUGCGCACCUUCCCCUCCUGCAAUUCUACUUUGGAAAGAAAAUAAAAUGAAAGUUGGAG